UAGGGCUGACUGCCUGUCUGUCUGUCCCUCCCUCACUCCAAUUGGAUAAGGCCACACCGGUCCGGUGGCCAAUCGAUGGCUUUUGUGGCGAGGUAUAAGUAAGACUCUCGAGGUGGCCAGCGGCUCAUUCAGACUUUCUGUGACAUACUGAAGCUACCAAUAUGAGCGGAAGAGGCAAAACCGGAGGCAAGGCCAGGGCGAAGGCAAAGACACGUUCAUCCCGUGCCGGGCUCCAGUUCCCCGUGGGCCGUGUGCACAGGCUGCUGCGUAAAGGCAACUACGCCGAGCGUGUGGGCGCUGGCGCACCAGUGUACCUGGCCGCAGUGCUCGAGUACCUGACUGCUGAGAUCCUGGAGUUGGCCGGAAACGCUGCCCGUGACAACAAGAAGACUCGUAUCAUCCCCCGUCACCUGCAGCUGGCAGUCCGUAACGACGAGGAGCUGAACAAACUGCUUGGCGGCGUGACCAUCGCGCAGGGUGGUGUUCUGCCCAACAUCCAGGCAGUGCUGCUCCCCAAGAAGACUGAGAAGGCCGUCAAAGCCAAGUAAAAUCGCUGGUGCGGCUGCAACUUGACUACUCAACCCCCAAAGGCUCUUU
This is a messenger RNA of Oncorhynchus mykiss (rainbow trout), 597 nucleotides long. The record is from RefSeq and is a predicted model, not a curated record. Lineage: Eukaryota; Metazoa; Chordata; Actinopteri; Salmoniformes; Salmonidae.